Coregonus clupeaformis (lake whitefish) is the source of this 6032-nucleotide messenger RNA. It is a transcript of the gene fam169ab, whose product is annotated as family with sequence similarity 169 member Ab. The transcript is spliced from 13 exons. NCBI's taxonomy places the organism in Eukaryota, Metazoa, Chordata, Actinopteri, Salmoniformes, Salmonidae. The record is from RefSeq and is a predicted model, not a curated record. Bases 495 to 2810 code for a protein of 771 amino acids.
AUGUUUUACCUGAUUCCCACAACAAUGCUUAAAGGGAUACUUAGGUAUUUGGGGUAAUUUCCUACAUACCCAGAGUCAGACGAACACAUGGAUACCAUUUGUAUGUCUCUGCGUGCAGUUUGAAGGUAGCAUAUCGAAAUAACUUUUUUAUUCAGAGCCAUAUUUAUUUAUGCGAGAAUUGACUGAAGAGGAACUUGUGCAGUUGGACGCUGAGCGAGCAUGGAGGGAGGCUGAAUCAGCGGAGUUUGUAAAUGAGCUAACAGGAGCGGUGGCGAGAGCCAGGUCUGAGGGGGACUGAUGGUGCAACUGUGGGGCAUGUCAACCAAAGGCAAAUGACGAUGAGUGGUUGUGCUGCGCGGAGUGGGACUUUUUACUGCCAUCGAUUGGGGGGCUUGAUAUCUACAGCGUAGAAAGCAGCGCACCCAGAGACUGUGUAACAAACUCCGAUGACUUUUCUGUGCUCAUCAAUCCUGGCGUAAUAGAGACAUUCUUCCAUGUCCCAAAAAGAAACUGGAAGAAGCAGCCCAUACCUGCUGGACCGAAUGGACAGCUGUCUAUCGAGGAUGGAGUUCCCUGUGGACGUGUUGGGGUCAGUGAGACAUGAGGAGGAGGAGCAGGCAGCAGAGGGCUACAUGACCGAGCUACGAUACGUCAGCCCCGACAAGGCCGAGAGCUUUACCCUGCCCAGCCACAGAAUGAUCCAUAUCAGUCUGUGUAAUGUUGGUUUUGUUCCCAUCUAUGGAGGAGACCUGAAGCACAAGAUUCUGGCCCUGUUCGCCCCAGAGGACCAGCUCACAGCGGUAGCUCUGUUUCUGGCGGGUCAGUGGUGGUCUGUAGAGGACAUCCUCAGAACCUCCGACCCCUCCAGAACCGGCCUCCUCAAGGUGAGGAGUCUUGGUGAGCGGAUCGUCCUGUACAUUCUGAACCGUAUCGUGUACCGCGUGGGUGAGAUGGACAAACCUGAGGUGCCCUUCCUGUGCCACGGACAGAACCACUUCGCCAAGCUCCUCUGGAAGGAUGGACACGCCAUCGGUUUCUACUCUGUCAAACCCAAAGACAGCUUGUGUAAUGGCUUUGUGACCCAACGCUACCAGCUGCCUGUCAUGGACUCCAUCUUUGUCAGGAAGUGUCAUCGUGGAAACAGUCAUGGCCUGCAGAUGCUGGAGGACUUUGUGGACUCUUUCAAAGAUGACCAGCUCGGCCUGAAGUACCCUCUCUCUCUAACCAUGUAUAAAGUGUGUGGCCAGUAUCUGUGUCGGUACCCAGCUGACCAGGACCUGCUGUGGGUGGUAGAGGGAGUGGGAGGACCCUACCAGAGAGAGAGUAUGGCCAGCAAGAUCAAAGCACUGAAAGUGGUGCUCCAUGCGGUGACUGCUAAUGGAGACAACCAAGCAGCCUCUCUGGACAGCACAGACGUCAACAUGGAAGAGGGCUCAGACAACUGUCUGGACAUCACCGAGGAUGUUUUGGUGGUGAAUAAGCCUCUCAAGUUAAUAAAAGCCAUGGAGGGCACACCAUUAUCAACGCGUACCAGGAGUAGUGGACAUAAAAAGCGUGGCAGAGAAGAGAUGGAAGACUCUGAGGAGGAGAGCCUGCCUCUGAAGAUGAGCAGAUUGGAGGAGGCGGAGCCCACCACUACGGCUGUAGAGGGAGGAGAGGAGGAGGAAGGAAGAGAGGGGGGUGAGAUGGAGGAGUCUGGAGAGGCAGAGGCUGCUGUGGCCCCUGUAGAGGAGGCCAAAGCUCAGGAGGCUGAGGAGGUGAAAGGAGAACUGACUGAUGACCAGGGAGAGGAGGAUGAGGAGGUGCAGGAGGGAGUGGAGGUGGAGGGAGAGGUUGCCCUACAGGAGCCCGAUGCUGUGCUGGAGAACGGAACAACAGAGGAAGAUGUGGAAAUGAAGGAAGAAGAGGGGGAGGAGGCGAAAGAGGAAGACUCCAUUGAGGCUAAAGACACCGUAGAUGCAGCUUCUGUGGCAUCAGAGGAAUUGGCUGAGACGGAAGCUGUGGUGGAGAAGGAAGUGGAGAAGGAGGCUCCUCUCCUGUUAGUAGAAGAACCAGCCUCUGCUACAGAGAAGGCCCCCUCGCCUGCAGAGCCAGCCUCAGCAGAGUCCUCCAUCUCUGGGGAGGUGAGUGAGGAGGCAGGGGGCGAACCUCCAGCACCUUCAGAGGAGGCUGUAGCUACACCAAUGGAAGAAGGAGAGGAGCUAGAGGGAGAAAAGGAGGAGGAGGCGGAGAAAGCAGUGGAGGAAGACGAGAAAUCCAUGGAGGAGGCCAGCACAGUGGACAGCAGUAGCCAGGAAACGGUGGUCCAGGUGGGGGUAGCAGCCCUGUCCUACCAGCCUCUGGAGGAAGAAGAGAACCAGCCUCUCGCAGAGGAGGAGGCGAAGGAAGAGGUCAUGGUCAAAGAGGACAAAAAGAAAGAGGUAGAAGAGAUGGAGAACGUUUCAACCACAGAGGAUGAGAAAGAGGAGGUGGAGAGUGAGAGCUCAGACGAGGGUGGCGAGGGUAAGGUCCUUUGGAGGAGAGGUAGCGGCAGUGGCCAAGCGGCCCCUAAACGUAAAUCUAAGAGACUGAGCAGAGUGGUCAUGGAGCCCGAGGAGCAGGACACAGAGCAGCCGGAGGUCACGGAGGAAGAGGAGGAGAAAGCAACAACGACGGAGGAGGAAGAGGGGGCUGUAGAGAAGAGCUUGGCUGAGGAAGAGGAGGAGGAAGAGGAGCAGCCGCCAGUGAUUGACCAGAGGGCAUUGAGGAGGAAGAGCCGACAGGUCCAGACUCCAAAGAAAGCCAAAGGGAAACGAAGCAUCAAGAUAUAAACACACAUCAGCAGGCGUUGCAUAUAUAAACACACACACACACACACACACACACACACACACAAAAAACACAUGUUUAGAGGUGUGCGGUAAGGGAUGUUUUCUACCUGGUUUUAGGGUUUGUAAGGCAUCUAAAGUUCACUUGUAUUAUCUCUGUACGAGGUUGUUUAGAUGUUUACUUUAGGUCUUUUUUGUUGUACAUGAAUACUCAAAACUCGCUGUUGCAAUAAGUCAAUGUGAAGACUUUUAAUGUUCAGAUGUGAUUUUAUUAUUGUUUUUACUGCCUUGUUCUUUAGGUACUGACUGAGAUUGAGUUUCACAGGCCUGUUGUGGUGGUUUGAAGGUGAUUUCCAUGUUCUCCUAUAGCCUGGUCCUACACUGGGUCUGUGACUGUUGCAUUUAUACUAUUUAUACUAUUUAAAUAGUUUGGGUUGAAAUGCACCUCUUAGUUCGGAGUUCUUGCAGGAGUUAUUUUAUAAAAAAGUAAUUGAAGUUCUGUUCCAAUGAAAGCCAGCGGACCCAGUUGCUCUCGAAGACCAGGUUUUGCUACACCCCCUGUUUAAUGACGACCAGUAACUUGUAUUAAGGAAUGAAACGUUCCAAAAAUACCUGGAGUUUUCUCCGUGUUGCACACCACAUAGCUGUCUUAUCUCUUGGAGUGAUGAGAGUAUUGUUUUCGGAUGUGCUGAAAUACUUUUUAUUUAGAAAAAGCUGUGAAUGAACGUCAAUUAUAAUAUUUAGUUUGCACGGCACAGACACACACACACAUGCACACAAAAACAUGUAUACCCAGUAACUGAAUUUUGAAUAGGAAAAAUAGAUUUGGUCAUUAUUAAUCUUGCCCAAGUAUAAUUCAAGAUUAUAAUUUAUACUUUAUCUUAUAAUUAAUAGCAUGUUUAAUUGCAAGUGUAUUGGAUAUAAGCAUAAAAGAUGUAUAUUACAAUAACUAGAUGAUAGCAGAAUUCUGAAGUGAAUGUGACUCUAUAUACCAGUGAUAUGUUUUAUAUACACAGUUGUAUAAUGGCACAACAUUCACUGUUUAGAAACGAACAUUUGCUACCCAAGUUUAGUUAUUUCCCGCGUGAAUUUGAUGCUGUCAUUGACAAUGUCGGUUCACUAGUAGAGGAUACAUUGAGCAAAGAUGUGAAGCAGAAUCCAUCAAUGGGCUGUUGAUGUACCAUGGAUAUGGGUCAAUAUAUAGAACGUACACUUGGGCCGUAUUCAAUAAGCACCAAACGGAAGAAAACAACCUUAAACAGGGAGCGACUACCUUAAAGUGGUUUUUGUUUUCCUUUACAAAACGUUUUGCGACAGUGUGCAGUGAUGAAUAUGACCUGUGUUGAGGGAUGGCAUUCCCCAGUGUUUGAGAUGGUUCUUGCCAGUUGCAUUGACUGUAAAGGUGCUUUCCUCUGUAUGGAAGGAAACCUGUUAUAGAUUUGGCAGAUCGUGUCAAUGCAACUGUUGGAUGUUAUCCAUAGAAAUAGAAUAUAGGGAUUCCCCUUUCUAUAAAUUAUAUUUCUAUGAUGUAAACUUCCUUGAUUUCAGAAUGACAAACUCUUUCACAGAUGGUGUUUUUAGUGGAUGAGUUGGGUGUCUCCCUACUACCCAAUAUCAGUAAAGCUGCCACUAUUUAUCCAUUGUUAGUCUAUUGCCUGUAUAACAUAUUUGUAAAAGGCAAAGUAUAUCUCUAUUAGUAUGACUGCUGUUUGUUAGCUAUAGCUGUGUCCAGGCAGGUCAUGUAAAAUACUAAAAAGAAGCUACAUCGUAAAACACCUGGUGGAUCUCAAUAGUCUACAGGGGUUUCCUCUCCUUCAUCUGCACUGAUCUGAAAACUAGGGAUAAGUUAAAGCAAUAUGGCAGAAACCUACCUGGGGAUUUUCCAGAUCAGUGCAGGUGAAGGAAGGAGACGAGUAGAGGAUGCCACUCUAGACUGUUGAGAUGCACCCCAUGUGUUGAUUGUGUAAAUACCAGUUGUUUCAACCACUACUACACUUGUGGGUUGAUUCCUUUACGUAUAUUGCUAUCAUCUACCUGCUGAUACUCUGACCCUGGUCCCCCUAAAUGUGAAUAAAGGCUUAUUAUGAUGUCUUAACUCAGAUAUAUGGAAUGUUACACAGCCAUGUUAGUUCUGGUUGUUUUCUGUUUGAAUGUGUUCUGGAUAUAAGGAAACACCAGAGGGAGCCAGAGGAGGAGUCAUUGAGCUGCAUUUAGUAUAGUAUGGCCUGGAUUACCGUUUUUCAGAUCUUGGUGGUGCUCACAUUCUGCCUCAGUUGGCUGCUGUGGUCCCACGGUCUUCUGUGUCUAUGGUGGUUUUAUACAGGCUUCCUAGAUAUCUGUCUGACUGGGUUUGUGCUGGGGCGAGCUGAAAACUAAGGCUGGCUUACCCCAGGGCUGUGUUCAGUGAGGUGCGAUGUUACAGAAGGUUAAGAUUGAAAGAUAUUAUGUUAGCUGGGUAUAAGACACGCCUGUCUGCAAUGUUCAGAAUGUGGCAUCUUCCUGAACGUACCCUUAUACUCUAAAUCUUAUUGACCUCAUUCACAACCAAUAGCCAGAAUAUGGCAGGCUUUAGUCUGGCUGCGUUCCAAAUGGAAAAUUAUUCCCUAUAUAGUGCACUAUAAAGGGAACAGGGUGCCAUUUAGGAUACACUUAUGUUUGUUCUGUUGAAUGUUUUCAGUGAUCAGUUUGUGGUUGGAGAGAUGGACAGUUUGUGUUGACACCAAUGUUAGUCACGUCUGCUAUGGGAGUGGUUUCGUAUCAGGGUCUGAUUCAGUAUGAGAACUUAUGCACUCACUAACUGUAAGUUGCUCUGGAUAACAGAUAACAGCGUCUGCUAAAUUACUAAACAUUUGAAAAAAUCAGGGACUGAUUCGGUUUAAAAUCAGUCAAUUCAGGAGAAGAAUCGAAAUGAAAUUAAUGAAUGGAAUGUUUAUUUUCCUAUGAUUUCGAAAGAAAGAAAAAUGUGUGCUUUUUUGAAUGAUCCCUGUCUAUGCAAGGGACCUUUUUCUCCAGUGAGUUUUAUUUUUUAACUAAUUUAGAUUUAAACUAAUUCCUGCAUCUUGUCACUUUGACAUAAUCUGCCUCUUGUGAUGUUACUGGGCCAUUACUAUUGGUUUCUCAGCUGUUUUAGUAUGGACUACUGUUUAUCUUAUUAUUAAUAUAUCUUAUCUUUCAAUCUAUGAUUUCCUUGUAGUUAAUAAAAAAACGUAUUUUUUUCUGAGAUUA